AUGCUCGUCUACUUCUUGUUAGGUAGUGCGGUGGCCUAUAGCCUAGUCAUGAUUAUUUAUCGUCUUCAUUUUCACAAGCUCAGUAGGUUCCCAGGGCCUCGCCUUGCUGCCGCAACAGUGUUGUAUGAGAUUUACUUUUCUGCCUGGGGUCCUGGCAUUUUCGAGUACGAGAUAGACAAUAUGCACCGAAAAUUUGGCCCGGUUGUUCGUAUUACCCCCGAUGAGAUCCACAUUCAAGAGCCAGUCGGGACUUCCAGCAAUUCCGACGGCUGGGUCAAAGGUACCCGGGAACUAGAAUCUGGCCAUUGCCGACCAGGAAGCAAAGCCCAUAGUUUCCAAUACAAGAGACCAUCGAUUUCCCGAGUACUAUCUCUGCUCCGGGUGGAAGUCAAUCAUAUUGUCAACAACUUGAUUGAGAAGCAUCAAGUGCAUAGAAUGUUUAGCUCAAGGCUUCGACUAUUUCUUGCCUCUCCCAGCGAGAAGAAAGUUCAACCAAUCAGUGAAAACGAAGGCGGCGAUGUAUCCUAG
Penicillium vulpinum is the source of this 528-nucleotide messenger RNA. RefSeq lists its product as uncharacterized. The record is from RefSeq and is a predicted model, not a curated record. The coding region runs from base 1 to 528 and encodes 175 amino acids. The transcript has 2 exons. Lineage: Eukaryota; Fungi; Ascomycota; Eurotiomycetes; Eurotiales; Aspergillaceae.